Molecule: messenger RNA, 350 nt
Organism: Hymenoscyphus albidus
Lineage: Eukaryota; Fungi; Ascomycota; Leotiomycetes; Helotiales; Helotiaceae
Source: the annotation of a GenBank genome assembly
AUGGCCGAUGGCUGGGCUCGCGCAACAGGACAACCCCAAUGUGUGAUUGUCCACGUAGAUGUGGGUACUCAAUGCCUUGGAGCAGCUAUGCACAAUGCAAACACAGGCAGAGUUCCCGUUUUGAUUUUUGCCGGCCUAUGCCCAGUAAAUCUAAUAUGUCAACUCGUUUUGGGGUUUUUACACCAACCACAAUAACCUGAUUGACGAAAUCAAAGUACACAGAAGAAGGGCUUGAAGGCUCACGUACCGAAUAUCAGCACUGGCUUCAAGAUGCUCCCGAUCAGAAAGCCAUAGUUGCUGGCUACUACCGAUAUACCGGGGAUUUCCGAACUGGUCGUACGGUGAAAUAA